UGGCCCCGCCCCCUCCCCUCAGCCGCUGCCUGGGGGCAGCCCCAAAAUGGCGGCCGGGGCGGGCGCUGUGAGGCGAGCCCCGAGUGGGGGGCGCCGCCCUCUGUGAGGGGCGCCUCGAGUACUGCACCUAAGCACGCUGCUCACUGAAAGUCCCCCAAACAACCUCUCCCCCGUAGCUCCCCAGGGUGCCUCGCUGGUUUCUCAGUCUCCACGACACCGUUGGCACUUGUCCAUCCCAUCGCCAUGUCCCCGCCAGCCCCAGGCAGGCUGAGGAACACCCUAACAGCCCUCUGGGGAGCCAGGGUCACGUCCGAAGGCGGCUGUCCCUCCUCUGUCAGGCACCAACAUUAAUUUCUGCCAAGCACGGUCCGGCACCAAGGCAGUCCUUGAGCUGCGGGGUGAUUUACACAGGCAUCGCUUACGCAACCUCUUUCUGAGGGCGCUGAAGCACAAUGAGGGACAAAAAAAAAAAAAAAAAAAAAAAAAAAAGUAUUUGGUUGGAGUACUGAGCUGGUUUAAAAUGCACUCCCUCCCGACAUGGCCAACAGGACCAACUCAUCGGAGUACUUUUGGUCCUAUGAGUAUUACUGGGAUUACAUUGACCCGAUCCCAGUGGAUGGAAGGAAGCUGAAGGUUAAUAAAUAUUCUAUUGUCAUAGCCUUUUGGGUUGGACUUGCUGCCUUUGUGAUGUUUCUUUUCCUUAUUUUGCUGUAUAUGUCCCGCUCUGGAUCAAGUCCAGUAAAGACCAGCUGUGAGAGGUCCCUUCACUCUUGCUACAGAACAAGUCAUAGCAAAGUUUCUGGUUCCCUCUUUAAAAAUCGAGAUAAAGAACUGGAUCAAGGGCUUAAGGGCUGGACUGAAGGUCUCAUGUUGAGUGAGGGAGUUCACCAAAUGUGGCUCACAGCUCACCAUUUUGCUGUUGGUCACACUCCAUUUGCAGACGGGUGAUUGUAGGGAACCAGGCAGAAGAAAGCAGUUCCAACAGCGAACAGCCUCACUGCGAUGACCUCAGCAGCCCAUACACGGAUGAGGUUGCUCCUGGAACACCUAACUAACUCCCUCUCAGAUGAAACUGGCAUUCAUGGAAGUACCUCAGCCUGAGAUAAAACUGGAACAGGUUAAACAAAAACAGCUGGACAGUUCUCCUGACUGUAGAGAAGAUUAGUUCCUUAGGUUGCAGCUGGAUUAGUUCAGGAAAAGAUAAAAAAAAAAAAAAAAAGAAAAAAAAAAAAGAUGUCUUUCAACAAAGACUGAAACUGAUGCCUAAAAGGAAGCACUAACCACCAUAUUGGAGCACUGUUGCUGCAGUUGCCUGAUUAGAAGAGCAUUUUAGAUUCUGAUGACUGCAAAAUUUCUCUCACUUAAGUAAAGAUUCAAUAUAAUCUUUCAGUUAUGAGGUGCAAAGGGUGUGCUGCCUGCUGAGUGAUUCUCAUUAACACCCAUUUGGCUGAGAGCAGAUUUGCUCCUCCAGCAGAAAGCGCGUCACAGUUACGCCCCAUGUCCUGCAAAGAGUUCUGCUUUGCUUACCUAAGCACACGCAAAGCCCUUUUAUCCUCAGGGGUGUCUCUGCAGCAUCAGUCUUCACUCGGUUUUCUUGCUGUGAAAGAAACCACCAACACAUUGAUCAGGCAACACAACAUUGUUUAUAGCCACGAUGACACAAGUCAUCUAUUUCUGGCUCUGUCCUCAGCUCGCAGUCUCAUCAAUUGCAUCUUAGAGACAUCUCCACUUGGCCAGCCUCUGAAAAAUAAGCAGUAAUGUCAAGUGCAAUAUCAACAAUAAAACUUUGCUUUUGGAAGGGUUACAUCUUGCUCUACUGUCUUAAAGCUCAGCAGUUCCCUCAAGGACAGAAUAUACUUUGUAUUUAUUUUCCUAUUGCAAAAUUAUAUAUAUUUGGGUUAGCUGAAAAUUAUUAAAACACUGGUUAGCUAGAACAGCCUUUAAAAAGCUAUUGAGCUAUUGGCAGCAUUCAUUAUCUCAAGUGGUUGUGUCUUCCUGAAUAAACUCGUUAGCUUUAGCAAUUGCCCAGAAAUAGUUUUGCUGCUAAUAGCCAGUCCCCUUUUCCUUUCUCUUGGAAUGGCAGGUGACAAAGAAACUGAACAAUCUCGAAACGGUAUCUUAGGGCUACAGCAAGCACGGCACCACGAGUGCAGAGUCGGGCUGUGGAAGGCAGCGAGGCUGGAGUGGCUAAAAGACCCCACAGCGAGCUGCUGGGCUGAGGACCGCACACAAUUCAUUCGAAACUUGAGGAAAAACUUAGAAAUUUCACCUCACCAAGCAGGCAGCCAAAACUCCUCCAGGGAAGCACUGCCAGAGCGGCCACGUGCUGCGCAGGGAGCGCGGGCUGUGAUGUUACCAGAGAGCGGGUGGGCUGGGCUGUGGUAAAAAAGCCUCAAACGCAAGAGACAGACCAAACCACCAGGCAUGUAUUCGUGUUGAGUGUUGCUUUCUUUAAAAAAAAUAAAAUAAUUUUUUUUAAAUCUCUGAGGUAAACACUUCUGCCGUUUGCUUUUUGAGCAAACCGACCACCGCUUUGGUUAGGCGUGGAAUCCGAUCAAGGCCUCAAGUCCACCAAGUCAGGAACAAGUGGAGGAAGCAAGGGAAGACUGCAGAAACUGAAGACAUUACAUGGACAGAGACGUGUCAGAGAUACGAAGUUUUCCAUUAAUCAGCUCAGAUGGCCUUCCCCACCUCUCAGAUACGCUUAUCUCUUGCUGCUUCACACAGGACACACAAAUAACAGUGGUGGUGAAAGCCGGACUACCUUCUGUUUAGCAACAAAGCUCCCCUUGCCUUAAAGGGGGGAGAAUUUCUCCCUGGUCAGCACCUGUCCCACUGCAAGUUGUGUCUACCUCGUGUCUAGAAUCACACCAGGAGGCUGAAGAAGACCUCACCAUCUCAACCCAUUUUCCUCCUCAGGGAUGCAUCUGCCCUGACCUAGAAAUCCUCUCCAGCAGCAGGACAUCACGGCCUUGUGGUGCUGUUGGCUCCACCCUCCUCUUCGCUGACUCGUGACAGACCCCACACCUGCUUCUCAAGAGCCUCCUUUCCACAGAUGGCUUCCAAGGGGAUUUCUGAAACGUCCUGAUGCUCCCAUUCGUAACGAGGAGCGUUCUUGCAGUAGGCACACUGAAACAUGUAUGUGGUAUGUAACCACAGAAAAGGGUGUUAGUGUUUUUGUUUUGUUUUGGGUUUGUUUUCCUAUAAAAUUAUCUGGAAACUUUCACAAUGGCUUAGGAAUUAAAAGAUUAUGAUUACUGCC
Molecule: messenger RNA, 3262 nt
Organism: Anas platyrhynchos (mallard)
Lineage: Eukaryota; Metazoa; Chordata; Aves; Anseriformes; Anatidae
Gene: MRAP
Product: melanocortin 2 receptor accessory protein
Biological process (GO): protein localization to plasma membrane; regulation of adenylate cyclase-activating G protein-coupled receptor signaling pathway
Cellular component (GO): plasma membrane; endoplasmic reticulum
Molecular function (GO): corticotropin hormone receptor binding; type 3 melanocortin receptor binding; type 4 melanocortin receptor binding
Source: RefSeq, a predicted model, not a curated record